Molecule: messenger RNA, 1899 nt
Organism: Galleria mellonella (greater wax moth)
Lineage: Eukaryota; Metazoa; Arthropoda; Insecta; Lepidoptera; Pyralidae
Gene: carmine
Product: AP-3 complex subunit mu-1
Exons: 10
Coding region: 122-1372 (416 amino acids)
Biological process (GO): endocytosis; intracellular protein transport
Cellular component (GO): cytoplasmic vesicle; clathrin adaptor complex
Source: RefSeq, a predicted model, not a curated record
UUAUUUGAUAUUUUAAUUUUCAAAAUAGAAAGUUUUAUCUGUUUAAUAUGUUUCAUGUUGUACAUUUCUAAUUUAGACUAGAUAACAAAACAGACAAUCAUUUAAUAUUUAGUUUUCGAUAAUGAUUCAUAGUCUAUUUAUCAUAAAUCCCUCUGGGGAUGUUUUCCUUGAGAAACAUUGGAGAAGUGUUAUACCAAGAUCUGUAUGUGAUUAUUAUUUGGAAGCACAGCGAGCUUCUCCUAAUGAUGUGCCCCCGGUUCUAGCUGCUCCUCAUCAUUACUUGAUUUCUAUACAGAAAGGUGGGGUAGCCCUGGUAGCAGUGUGCAAGCAAGAGGUAUCACCAUUGUUUGUUAUUGAAUUCUUGCAUCGGGUUGUUGAUACAUUCCAGGAUUACUUUUCAGACUGUACUGAGACUAUAAUUAAAGAAAACUAUGUUGUAGUUUAUGAGCUGCUAGAUGAAAUGUUGGACAAUGGUUUCCCAUUAGCGACAGAGAGCAACAUCUUAAAGGAAUUAAUAAAACCACCAAAUAUUCUAAGAACUAUUGCAAAUACAGUUACUGGAAAAUCUAAUGUUUCAUCAAUACUCCCAUCAGGACAACUUUCUAAUGUCCCAUGGCGUCGAUCUGGAGUUAAAUAUGCCAACAAUGAAGCAUACUUUGAUGUUAUAGAAGAAGUUGAUGCAAUAAUAGAUAAAAGUGGUGCAACAGUAUCUGCUGAAAUACAGGGUUAUAUUGACUGUUGUAUAAAAUUAAGUGGAAUGCCUGAUCUGACGCUAACAUUUGUGAAUCCACGAUUAUUUGAUGAUGUAUCAUUUCAUCCGUGUGUAAGAUUUAAACGUUGGGAGUCUGAAAGGAUAUUGUCAUUCAUACCCCCAGAUGGAAAUUUUCGUUUGAUGUCCUAUCAUAUUGGUUCGCAAAGUGUGGUGGCAAUCCCAAUAUAUGUGCGGCAUAGCCUUGCAUUGAGAAGUAAUGGAGAUCAAGGCAGGUUAGAUUUGACUGUGGGCCCCAAGCAAACUAUGGGACGCACUUUAGAAAAUGUAGCAUUAGAAAUAUGUAUGCCAAAAUGUGUUCUAAACUGUUCGUUGACUGCAAAUCAAGGAAAAUACUCAUAUGAUCCUGUAAGUAAAGUACUUCUUUGGGAUAUCGGGCGAAUAGAACUACCAAAGUUACCUAAUAUCAGAGGAACUAUUUCAGUGGCCUCGGGCGCUGACACAUCUGGGGCGAAUCCGAGUAUCAACGUGCACUUCACGAUUCCACAAUUGGCCGUGAGCGGUCUGCGGGUUAGUCGCCUGGACAUGUAUGGAGCUAAAUACAAGCCGUUCAAAGGUGUAAAGUAUGUAACCAAAGCGGGCAAGUUCCACGUGAGGAUGUGAUGGGAAACAGACGCGGACGGACCGUGGAUAUAUCCGGGGCUCCCCGGCGGAUAUAGUGAUUAUAAUUACGGAUUUAUUAAAUAACAUGUACCUAUUGUGUAUUGAGAAGGAAUGUCCGGUUCUAUUCAUUAUAAUAUACUCGAUUAUAAAAAAGUUAACAGAUUUAAUUAUAUGUAUAAUAAUAAAUAGGUAAUUGUUAAAUUUAGACAAAUUUUUGAUAGGCCAUUUUAUAUAUCAUUAUACUUGUAUGUACUUAAUCCUUAAUUAAGUUCUAUAAGUACAUAUAGUGAAAAAAUGCUUGGGCAUAUUUCCACAAAUAUAUAUCAAUGUAUGCCAGAAGAAGACUUGUUAAAGUGACUGCAAAUAUAUGUGUACUAGUGUUACUGUUGGUGGAAAUGCACUAGGAAUUUCUCGUCAGCGCUACUCUAAUCCUUAUUAGCGUCAAUAUAAAGUAUAUUUGAUUUUGACCUAUGGUUAUUUAAGUGUCAAAAUCUUAUGUAAAAUGUCAGCUUAUGAUGUAUUACGAA